Molecule: messenger RNA, 1312 nt
Organism: Cinclus cinclus
Lineage: Eukaryota; Metazoa; Chordata; Aves; Passeriformes; Cinclidae
Gene: OMG
Product: oligodendrocyte myelin glycoprotein
Exons: 2
Coding region: 17-1312 (431 amino acids)
Biological process (GO): neuron projection regeneration
Molecular function (GO): protein binding
Source: RefSeq, a predicted model, not a curated record
GGACACCGCGGCAACAAUGGAAUACCAGAUAUUGAAUACAUCUACCUGUCUGCUGGUCCUUCUGGUUUUCAUACCCACUGGUUUGGGUAUCUGUCCUUCUAGCUGUAAGUGCUCAGGAAACGACAGGAAUGUGGACUGUUCAGGCAGAAACUUAACUGUACUGCCCCAGGGACUUCAAGACAACCUUACAUAUUUAAAUCUGUCCUUUAACCAGUUUGUAGAUCUCGAUCAUCAGCUAACAAGGUUCACCAAUCUGAGGACCCUUGAUAUUUCAAAUAAUUGGCUCAAGAAUGUUCCUGCUCAUCUGCCCAAAUCCUUAUGGGAAUUAUAUGCCACAAACAACAACAUUAAAGUUCUUCAGAAACUUGAUACAGCUUACCAGUGGAAUCUUAGAGUGCUCGAUGUUUCCAGGAAUAUGGUGGAAAGAGCUGUCCUGAUCAACAACACACUGAGCAGUCUCAAGUUUCUCAAUCUCAGCAGCAACAAACUUUGGACAGUUCCAACCAAUAUGCCCUACAACAUAGAGACAGUGGAUCUAUCUAAUAACUUCUUGUCCCAGAUACUCCCAGGCACACUGGUGAGACUGCAACACCUCAGAAGCCUCUACCUGCACAGCAACAAGUUCUCAUACAUUCCUGACAAAGCUUUUGACCAGCUGUCCCAGCUGCAGGUAAUAACUCUGUACAACAACCCCUGGUCCUGCGGCGAUAACCAAAUCAUCCCCUACGUGCUGCACUGGGUGCAGGGCACAGCUGCCCGUGUUCUGGGGGCUCCCUGUGCUGAGCAGCCCUGGCCCUGGGCGAGCACCACGCCAGCCCCAGCCCUGGACUCCAGCCCCACAAUCAAAGGCACCAAGGCAGCGGACAGGGAGACUUCUGCCACAGAGCCUGAGCCCACCAAAGCGACCAAAGCCCACAAACAAUUCAAAGCCAAGGAGGUCCCUCCCUGGGGCACCCAAAGCGGCCCGGCUCUGCUCCCUGGCUCUCAGCGGCCCCUGCUGCACUCCCCCGAUGGCCCCCAGGAGGCUGCGGCCACGCACACUGUCCUCCUCCAGGGCCCCGCCGGGGGCAACGCCAGCCUGGCCCCAGCCACGGGAUCCUCCACCACCCCCAUGACUCUAAGCAUCACCAGUGGAAUGCCAACAAACUACCCCAAGAUGCCUCAAAGCACAACAAGCGGUACCUUAAGGCAGGAGGAAGCCACGCCGAGCGCCCCGGAGGCGCGCGUGCCCUCCCGUGCCAGCCCCAGCCGCUGGCACACGGGGCUGCUCUGCCUGGCACUGCUGCACGCCCUGGCUCUGGCCAUGGACUGA